This is a messenger RNA of Nasonia vitripennis (jewel wasp), 1768 nucleotides long. RefSeq names its product leucine-rich repeat-containing protein 15. NCBI's taxonomy places the organism in Eukaryota, Metazoa, Arthropoda, Insecta, Hymenoptera, Pteromalidae. Gene Ontology annotation, molecular function: protein binding. Bases 34 to 1533 code for a protein of 499 amino acids. The record is from RefSeq and is a predicted model, not a curated record. The transcript is spliced from 8 exons.
GCGUAAAUCCCAGUCAGUCAGUCACUCGGCAAAAUGUUCCCGUGCUGGAGUCUCCUUCUGAUCCUACAGCCGACUCUCGCCGGCGUUGUCGAUCCGACGUCGCUCCUCGAGGACUUCGAGGUCCGGAUAUCCAGCCUCGAGCGUCGGCUCCGAGCUGUCGAGCAGCCAGUUUGGCAUAUCAGCGGAGUCGAGGGCGGCUGGGACGUCUGCGCAGAGGGUCCUUGCAAGUGUCGCGUCGAGACGAGGUCGUUGUCCUGCUGGAGCAUGGGGCUCUCGGAUCUGCCGCCCACGCAGCUCGUGCCUAAGAACAUCUUGAAACUAGAUCUGAGCAGUAAUCAAUUGAUGGCCGUGAGCAAGGACACCUUUAACGGGCUGGAUCAACUGAGUUACUUGGACAUGAACGACAACGCGAUCGAGCACCUGCCCAUAAGUUUGUUCUUUCCACUGCGUAACGUCACCCACCUACGACUGAGCCAGAACAUUCUGCGAGAGCUCGACAGGAAUCAAUUUAUUCGGAUGCGGAAUUUGGAAAUUUUGGAUCUCUCCUCCAACAAACUCCGCGCUCUUCACGGAGCCAUGUUUUCCGGUAAUUCGCUUCUGGUCCUCCUGGAUUUAUCGACGAACCGUCUAACAACCUUACCCUCCGCUGGCUUUCGGGGUCUCGCGAGUCUCGAGGAGCUUCUGCUGUCGCGGAACCAGCUGAGCGUCCUUCCGACCGACAGUUUCGUGGGACUAACUAGCCUCAGACGGCUGAGCCUCGAGGAGAAUCGCUUGGAGGAACUGAAGCCAGGACUGUUUCUCGGCCUUGGCAAGCUCACCGAGUUGAAUCUGCGAAACAACCGACUGCAAGUCGUUCCGAGCAACGUACUCUCGCCUAUGGAGAAGCUCCAACUUCUCGAGCUCACCAGCAACGGGAUAGCGCACAUAAGCUCGACGGCGUUUCGGGGACUGUCGCGUCUGCGAGAACUCGAGCUUGGGCAUAAUCGUCUGCGGAAGUUCGCCCGAGGCGUGUUCCAGCCAUGCUCUGGUCUCGAGCGACUCGUCCUCCACGGCAACGUCUUCCAGACACUCGAGGCCGGCGAGUUCUCGGGCCUCGUCAAUCUCACAAGCCUCUUCCUACACUCCAACCAUCUGAGGCUCCUUCAUCCAGCCUGUUUUAGGGACGUGCCGAAGCUGCGCAAGCUUCAGCUGGAGGACAACCAUCUGAGUCACCUGCCCAAAGGCGUGUUCGACCGUUUCAGCGAGCUUUCGCAGCUUCGCUUAUCUGGGAACCCUUGGCACUGCGACUGCGCCUCUUCGUAUCUCGCGGGCUGGCUGCGCAAGAAGUACCAGCAGCAGCAGCUUCGCGACAACAACACCGGCGCCUGGGAUUUCGGCGCCGGGGCCGUCUGUCGGGGACCGGGAAAUUUGGGUGGAAAGCUUCUGGUGAAGCUGAGCUACCGCGAGCUUUGCGACAACGAGUGGGCCUCGAUGAAGGGACUGGCGCCGAGACUACCUCUUGAGCUCGUAGAGGACUACAUGGACGAGGUCUGAAGAUGCGCGAUUAUCGUGUGCGAAAGAGAAAAGAUUGCACGAGACAGUUCAUCCGUUUGUUUACGUCUUGCAUUCGGUAGACGAGUGCAAUUUCUAUUUUUGAAUCGCCGCCGAUAAAAACGCGAUCUUAUCGGUGCAGCGGUUCGUUGGGCUUGAAAAAGCUAUCGUAAUGAAUUUUCAUCAAUGAAUUAUUGUACUUAUUAUCAUUUUCGUAAUAAAACAAGUAUACACUGUA